This is a messenger RNA of Camelina sativa (false flax), 2084 nucleotides long. RefSeq lists its product as uncharacterized. The record is from RefSeq and is a predicted model, not a curated record. Lineage: Eukaryota; Viridiplantae; Streptophyta; Magnoliopsida; Brassicales; Brassicaceae.
CUUGUAUUCGUCUGCUAAUAUAGUAACGACAUCGUUUUCUAUCGGCACAGCACAUAAAAAUUCCAACUAAGAAAACAAAAGUAGUUGAUCUCAUCAUUACAUUUCAAUCAAAUCUUUGUGGGGAUAUGAUUUGUUAUGAGUCUCAAUUAUACAAAAUGAAAACAUAAGAUCAAAGCAAAAGUCUCUUUUAUUGACAAUUCUUUAGUCUCUCACACACACUUGUUCUUAUAGAUUCAUCUGCUAUUUUCCCCUAAACUCAAGCCUUCAAUCUCGGCCCUGGACAUUCGGUAUUAUAUACAAUAUAUAUUAUCUCUCUAUUAUUAUUUUUUUCCUAUUCUUUCACUUUAAUAAGAACAACUACAAUCUCAAACACACAACAGAAGCUGAUUCUUGAUUUAACCAAGUGGAGAAUGGAGGGGAGGAAACUGAAUUUGUAUGCUCCAUUACCAUCUAUAAGACGGAUACCAUCUUUUAUAGAGCGUUCGAGUGAAUCAGAGAACAAGAAGACGACGAUUACAAGACCAGUGCUUAGAUCAUGUCCGAGUACAAAACAAGAAACGCCGGUUUUUGUAUUACCAGACCAGAGCUUCUAUAAUCUAACCGAAUCAGCUUCAGUUCCUUUUGUGUGGGAACAAAGCCCUGGAAAACCAAAAGAUGACAUGGCUACAUUGAUUCAAGAAUCAGGUUUAUUAGAGACCGAUGAAGAAGAAGAAGACGAAGAUGAAGAUUUGGAUACGGUUCCUUCAAAUGGAAGCUUCUCUGUUAACUGCAGCACAAGUGGAGUAAGCGAAAUCGAGAAGAAUGGUGAGAAGUCCGAAGGUGAUGAUGAGAAGAAAUCUAGAGAAAGUCUAGAUCUAAUGAUGUCCAGAUUCUUACCAGCUGCUAAAGCAAUGGCUCUUCAGAUACAUCAGAAACAUCAAUCUUCAUAUAACUCUUCAGAGCAGAAGCAAAUCACUCAGACGACCAGAGAAGCUCUUGUAAUCCGCCAAAGAAGUCAAUUAGUCUCAGAACAUGAACAUUUCGCCAUUGUUCAGAGCCUUUACGAUGAUUUAAACAUCGAUGAUGAUGAUGAUGAUGACGAAGAUGAUGAUGAUGAUUAUGGUCAUGGUGAUCACAAGAUCUAUCCAAAUGUUACCAAGAAAGCUUGCGGAUUCUUGCCAAGGCUUUGUGCUAAGAACUCAUUCAAGUUUCUAAACCCGGUUCCUUUGGAUUCAGUAUCAUCAAACCGGUCUAUGAAACACUCGUCGGGUGAACAAACCAGUUUACCAAACUGGUCAACUAGGCGUCUCUCCGGUUUUAUAUCUCCGUACCGAACCUCUUGUUCUGAUUCCGGUUUUCUCGGUACUCCGGAGAAACCAACAGAGAGCUUCAAAAGGCUAAACAGAGGAAUAAGCAAGUCUCAAGAACUGUAUCCGACAAGAACAAGAAGAGACUUGAUUCUUCCUAAUUAUUCAAACUCUGGUGAAAUCAGAACGUUUAGAAGCUCGGUCUCAACUCCUUCGAGGAACCAACGGACGACAAUUCCCGACUCGAGGUUUCUUGUGGAGGAAGUAAACAGAAGAAGGAACAACAACAGGUCAGGGAAUCUUCUCAAUACAUCGCCGGAAUGUACGCCGGCGAUUUCUCCUCCUCCGUUACCGGAAACUCCGUCUCGGUCUUGGCUCCGACGAACCCUCCUUCCGCCGGUGAACCCUAGACCAUACGGAGUCGUUUUAAGUCAAGUUCGUACCAAGAAACUAGAUCAAGAAGUUCUUGAAUCUACGAAAUGGGAGACGAUCGUUAAAACAUCGUACGUUCACAACGAUCACGCUCGUUAUUCUCAGGAGCUGAUUGUUCAUCCAUCGUCUCGCCAGAUAAAUACAUAAAACCAGACACAAUUACUUGUUCUUUUUUACGUUACAAUUAAAUUAAUAAAUAGUUUUAAGGUGUUUGCCUCUUCUUUUUCUUGUAGGCAACACAAAUGUACCCGAGAUUGUUUCUCUGUGUUUUAAUUCUUUUGUGUGUGUGUCAGUGUGUGUUAUAUAACUGUGGUUUCGUUUUUCCGACCGCAUGUUUUGUAAUUGAAGGAAUUUAUGUUAUUGAUG